AAUGCACGAGGUGGCAUCACGAACGAAGUCGAGUACUCGUACCCAAGACUCGCUCGCUCUCUCUCUUUCUCACUGUCUUGUUGGGCAGGCUAUUCGGUGCGACUUCUCCCUUCCGCUCCCUGUGCGCAGAGGAAGCCUGCUGCUCCUGCUGAGACGGAGACCGCUUGCUGGACUGAGCAGCGUGAAUAGAAGGGCAAUUGGGAGUUUGAAAAUUAGGGGAGGAUGCUAACGUCAGCGGCACCAUUUGGAGUUGUUCGAUGCAGCAUUCUGAGGGGCAGUGAGGGAGUCGCUGCUGAGAGGGGCUUCCCUUCCUUCUUGCCCACAGAGGUUGAGAAGAUCCAGGAUCGGACCACACGGGACAUGGCUAAGAGGAUUGAGAGAGUUCCAGUCAAGACUAGCUUCUCCAAGAAUUACAUAUUGAGUAGUUGUGUAAAACCAUUGCAAAAGACUGAAGAGAAGCCAACUGUGCUUCUCCAUGGAUUUGACAGUUGCAGCUCUUGCUUAGAAUGGCGAUACACCUUUCCUUUAUUGGAGGGUGCUGGAUUGGAGACAUGGGCAUUAGAUGUUCUUGGAUGGGGAUUCUCUGAUCUAGAACAACUUCCACCCUGUGAUGUGGUCUCCAAGCGCGAGCACUUAUAUCAGUUUUGGAGAUCACACAUCAAAAGGCCCAUGGUGUUAGUUGGCCCAAGCCUUGGUGCUGCCAUUGCCAUUGAUUUGGCAGUCUCCCACCCUGAAGCAGUAUCAGAAUUGGUAUUGAUUGAUGCAAGUGUAUAUGCAAAAGGUACAGGUUGGCUUUCCAAACUACCAAGGUUUGCAGCCUAUGCUGGGGUUUCCAUAUUGAAGAGUCUACCUCUGAGGUUUGUCGUUGGCCUGGGAACAUUCAAUAGCGGCUCGAUCUUCUCCAUUUAUGAUAGAACUAUUGUGGGAAGCCUGCAUUGUUUACUUCCUUGGUGGGAAGAUGCAACUGUGGAUUUUAUGCUUAGUGGGGGUUACAAUGUCAUUUCUCAGAUUAAUCAGGUUACACAGAAGACACUUAUUAUCUGGGGAGAGGAUGACCGGAUAAUUAGUACUGAGUUUGCACAGAGGUUGCAUCAGGAAAUAGCGAAUUCGGAUUUUAAGAUGAUUCCAGUUUGUGGGCACAGUCCUCAUGUGGAGAAGCCAGAAGAGACAGCCAGGUUGAUUGGGGACUUUGUGCAGAAAAAAAGGGUUUCCAAUAAAGUCAAUUUCAAGAGGAGUUCCAUGAGUUGUUUUCACAAAGGAAUAUGAAUUAUUUGUGGUGCAUUCAGUGAAGAAGGAUCUACAAGGAGUCAUAUGAAAGGAUGCACUCGAAUCAAUAAUCUAAGAAGACUUACUUGAUGAAGUAGACGUAACAAUAGCUCCCAAUGUUGAAGGUGUACCUCCUCCCUUAAGCAAUGGUUGAAUGGCUUCAAUAGUUUUGGUUGGAGAGCACUUGUGAGUUGAUUAAGAUGAACGGAAUUUGAUUCUUUCUUUUUUUCUUGGAUGGAAGCAGCCGCAUUGCUUCUUUUGUCAACACUUCUUAGCUUUGGACAUUUGGGUUUAAUAUGUUCUUCUUGACAAUGGUAACAAAUAAUCCUUCUUUUUCCUCCUUCAUUUGAUCAGUUGACAUGUGGAGGUCGAUAAGGCUUUAAGUAGGCCCCCGGCCUAGAUGUAGCAAGGACAUUGCUUGUUUUUUCA
Nymphaea colorata (pocket water lily) is the source of this 1695-nucleotide messenger RNA. RefSeq lists its product as uncharacterized. NCBI's taxonomy places the organism in Eukaryota, Viridiplantae, Streptophyta, Magnoliopsida, Nymphaeales, Nymphaeaceae. Gene Ontology annotation, molecular function: catalytic activity. The transcript is spliced from 13 exons. The record is from RefSeq and is a predicted model, not a curated record. Bases 223 to 1266 code for a protein of 347 amino acids.